Molecule: messenger RNA, 1401 nt
Organism: Penicillium griseofulvum
Lineage: Eukaryota; Fungi; Ascomycota; Eurotiomycetes; Eurotiales; Aspergillaceae
Product: fungal specific transcription factor domain-containing protein
Exons: 5
Coding region: 1-1401 (466 amino acids)
Biological process (GO): DNA-templated transcription
Cellular component (GO): nucleus
Molecular function (GO): DNA binding; zinc ion binding
Source: RefSeq, a predicted model, not a curated record
AUGACCCAAGCGCUGCAGAUAAAUCUUGAAUACAACACCGACGUCCUCUGCCAGAACACCGAUAGCGGCCUCCCGGUUACAGAAAGGGAAUCUCGUCGGCGGCUGAUGUGGAGCUGCUAUAUAAUGGAUGCCCUUGUUGGCAGCGGAGUAGACCAGCUGAUGCUAAUGGAUGAAAGAGAUAUCAAGAUUCAACUUCCAUGCAACGAGCGAAACUUUACUCAGCAAGUCCCCUGCCUCACAGAGACUUUAUAUCCUGGAAGUUGGCUCAAAAUCCUACAUGAGGAUAUAGAUACAAAGACUCUGUUGCCCAACAUGGGAAUAAUGGCAUAUUUCAUUCGACAGAUCUCAAUCCGCAAAAGGGUGUUAAGAUACAUCAAGCAUUUAGGAGACGCUAUGGUUCCAUGGGACCCUACAUCCGAAUUUGCGCAUUUGGAUUCAGAUUGCCGGGCAUGGUAUGACUCUCUACCCGCAAGUCUACACUUCACACCCGACUCGAUAUAUAUUCGCAAAGAGACUUCUCAAUUAGGCGCCCUGUGGGCUCCUGCGCUUUACAAACUCCGAGCCGCCUUCGACUUCCCCCCAGAACAAGCGGAAUUCCUUCGGCAUUUGCAACAAGUUCUCUUUGAUUCCGCUCGGACUUUAGCAACCAUUGUUGGUCAGACGGCUGCGCGUGGUCCUAAAAUGUUGGCAGACUCAUGGCUUCCAACCAUCGUGUAUGACAGUUGCCGGAUCAUGGUAUAUCAUUUGACUCACAUCCUAGAUCCGCGGUUGGAGAAUGCAAAGACUCUUGUUUUGGCUGCAAUUCCUCUCCUCCGCAGUAAUAUCAGGGCACUAAAGUCAAUGGGAUCACUCAAUGCAAUCGCCAGUUCACUGGCCUCGGCAGCAGAAACAAUGCUUGCUCGCUCUGGUAUUGAGUCCCAGGUUGUCACUCGCAACAUUAUACCUGAUGACCCGUAUCAGUCAGCUGAUGAGGAAGACACAAGUAGCAACCUUCGAGAAACUCCAGUUCAAAGUGCGCCGGAUUACGUUCUGAAUCCGCUCACUAUUUUCCGAAUGGCACGCAAAUCUAUCCCAGAGCGACAUGCCCCCGAAAAGGCGGGCACUACGUCCGCAUCUAAUAGUGUUAUCCCCGAAAAUAGCGUCGAUAUUGAUCAUUCCCCUUGCGAAGUUGUUAGUGAAUCCGGGGCAGACAAUGGUGCAGUCGAGUUAGAAGUUGAGCAGCCGAGCCUUGAGGAGCUACAGAACUUAUUCAUGUCUGACCUUGGAUGGGCAUGGCAGCCGGCAGACACGGCAGUUGGGUCGGGAACUGAGGGAGCUGGCCUGUUGCCAUGGGCAGGUGGAUAUCCUGUUACUCAGCCACAACCCUGGUUGCCCGUAUUUCCAUUUCCCCAGCAAAGCUGA